AUGUCAUCAACUGGGGUUAAACAUCUCGUUGAUGCAUAUAGCAAGAAGAUUGGUGGUGGGGGCAAUAUUCUGGAUGUUCCACUCAAGCCUCCUGCAGACAAGCUUGGAGACCAUGAUCUACACUAUGAACUGGAUGGAGAUCAAACUUGGAGGUUUGCUCAUUUGCCCAACCAUCACGGUCUAGUUGUUGAGUCACGAACAGUCAAGCGUGGAGUUGAUUUAGCGUCGUUGACUUCAUUGGAGGUGAGGAUGAAGGCGACUAAGAAGACGAGAGAGUCAUCUUCCCGGGCGAAGUGCUCUUCUUCAACUUCAGCGGUUGAUCUAAGGUGGACAAGUCCUUCCCUGCAAGGGAUGCAGGCUGGCGAUCUUGGUACUUUCUCAAGUCUUUCCUUGGAAAAACUAAGGGAAGCAACAUUUCAUCUGCUUAAAAAAGGAGUAGCUUUUGCUGCUGAAACUAGCCGGAACCCAUUUGUUGUUGCCCCUUCUUCUGCUGCUAACUUGCUCUUGGCUAGAUUUCGCGCUUAUCACAAGUCUGCUAAAAAAUCCAAGUUUGAAGCUACCAUGGAUGCUUACAAGUUGGGCUGUUUGGACUGCAAAAAUGGGUAUGCUCCCUUAUACGCCAUUGGAGAUGAAGAAAUUGAGGAGCUCUGCCCUGAUUUUCUCAAUGUUCAAAGUGAGUAG
This is a messenger RNA of Prunus armeniaca (apricot), 681 nucleotides long. NCBI's taxonomy places the organism in Eukaryota, Viridiplantae, Streptophyta, Magnoliopsida, Rosales, Rosaceae. The record is from the annotation of a GenBank genome assembly.